Bombus impatiens (common eastern bumble bee) is the source of this 7246-nucleotide messenger RNA. RefSeq lists its product as uncharacterized. The coding region runs from base 1302 to 4316 and encodes 1004 amino acids. The transcript has 14 exons. Gene Ontology annotation, biological process: signaling. The record is from RefSeq and is a predicted model, not a curated record. Gene Ontology annotation, molecular function: molecular adaptor activity. Lineage: Eukaryota; Metazoa; Arthropoda; Insecta; Hymenoptera; Apidae. Gene Ontology annotation, cellular component: postsynaptic specialization; glutamatergic synapse.
GCAGAGGGUUCAACGAGGAACCCCUGUCUCCUUCUCUCUCCCUCCUCCUUGGCCUGUCCACCACGAAUUCGAAGGUAGUAGGUGUUUUCGUAAAAGAGAAACUCGCGUUCGACACGUGAUCGCGGAUAAAGUCGCCGGACUCUGGUGCGUCCAUUCGUAUCCCUUAAUUGAUCGUCGGCCGAUUUUCUCGUCGAGUAAACGCGAAGAGGACGACGACGCCCAUCGAAACGACUAAUUCGAGGGAAUUGAAGAGGCCGGUCGAGCCGCAACCUCUCGAGGACAGGGAAUCCUGGCACGCCUCCAACCUCCGUCUCUUCGACGACGCCGAUUUGGCGAUGUUCGAUGUCAGCACAGCAGACCGCGAAGUGUGUCGUUGCUAUUUUCAGGUAGAAAUUGGGAUCGUUGCAGUUUAACGCGAUUGAAACCGGAGAUACGUCGCGAGUGAAGCCGCACAAACGAGCACACGAACUGUAGAAACUACGCGCGUCGAAAAAGGGAACAAAAAGCUCGUAAAUCUGAUGAGGAACAGGUUCUCCUAUACGUCUUUUGGAAUAUGCAAAGUGCGAGAAGCGCGCGAAAAGACAAACUUUUUUACGAAAUAGAGCGACUCCAAGUUUUUUAUACCAGAACACAUCUAUAUUUGUAGACCCUUUUUUCGACAUAUUUAUUCUGCAAACGGUAUUUUAACAAGGCGCGAGUGUGGAAUGGAUGAAUCAAAUAAAAGAAAUUACAUUGAAUACUGCAAGAUUUUAUCGGCUAAGAGAAGAAGAAAGGAAGACCGGUGUCUGGAUCAGGACAAUUCAAUUAAUUAUCGUGUACACGAGUGCAUCGUCAGACGCGUCCGUGUCAACGGAUAGACGUUGUUUUCUCGUGGAAUGAAUGAACGUGACCCUUGGAAUUCUUAUGCGGAUGUAGAGAGUAGACGCACGUGCUUCGUGAAUCGACCAAGAUUUGUGAUGGCCGCGCGUGCCAAACGCUUGGAGGAAUCAACCGUUAUGACGUGAUCCAGCAGCGAGAGGAGACUUUAGGUGGAAGUAGCUCAGGAGGAUUCCACGACUAUUUUAAGAACGUCGAUGAGCAUAGUUUCUGAGAGAAAAGUGGAAACUGACACGCGCCGGCCAUCUUCGAUAGUCGAUAAUAAUACAGCGGAACAAAAACCGAGAAGAAAAACAAACAUCUCCGCGUAACAGCUUUUAAAUUUUUUACUAUUUUUACGAUCGAGUAGUGUAAUCGUGAAUAUAAUACGAAUCAAAUAAGUGGUAUCGUAAAAAAAAAAGAAAAAAAAAAGGGAGAAAAGAAACAUGGAGGGACGAUCAAAAAUCGAACUUGUCCGCGUGCCUUCGAACGAGCGCGGCGGUAACUUCCGAUCCGUGGACGGUGGCCGUGGCAGUUAUAACUACGUUCGUGUAGGCACGUACUGCCCGGAACCGGAAGUUAAAGUGGUAGUUUGCGACAGCAAACCGCCUAUCGAGCAGAAUCGGAAAUUCAAAAAGCACUUGGGACCAGUUUCGAAAUUACUUAGACGUCGCCAUCACGCGGCAUAUCUCGCAACAAAAUCCUGUGAUAAUAUUUAUAACGUGAAUAGAAGUAGUAGCUCCUUAGAUUGGAGGGUUAAUCAAACGACAAACGAGCAAGGCUUUCAAUCCCGUCAAAGCAGCAGCCUUGAUUGGCGAGUAGGAAGAUCUAUCAACAAGCUACAUUGGAGGGACACUACGCGCAGCGCGGAACAGCUUUCGAGAAGUGGAGCAAUCAGUUCUGAUCACCUUCAAACAUCCAGUACAAAGUCGAAACUCAUUUCGUUGUUACGAAGAUUGUCUCCGCGAGUUUCUCGUCCAGGAAGCAAAAAUUCCUUGCAAGCCUCCCCGACGAUUUGUCCUUGGGUGCAGGUAGAGUACUCGACAGAAUCGAUCAACGAUGGAUUACGAGAAGAUUCGCAGGAAAACGACGUAAGCUUCCAGAGAGAACUGCAGCUAAACGAACUAAGGAAACGCAUGGCUGGAAUCCCUACCACUUCUCAGGUCACUACGAAAGGACUUGCUAAAAAUGACAAGGAACAGCAAAGCUCUUCGAAGGUCAAGAUACACGUACAACAAGCAGAAAAUGAUUAUACUAACGCAUCGCAAUCUGUGCACGAGGACCGCGGAGACGAGGAUCGUCGACGAGCUUGCGGGCAAACACGUGGUGGCAGCGAGGUAGCGGGCCUGGAGGACGUCGGCGAUUGCUGCGCCGCGACGCUGACGCCGUCGGUCCCAGGCGCCGCCGGCAUCAGAUCCAAUCGCCGUACAAGGCCGCUCUCUCUUGCAGUACAACCUCUUAAUUAUCGACGCUUCGAUCCGGACCCGAAAAUCGCCAUCGACAUCGUCACCGGCCAUCAUCCUAACAUGACUAGCCAGGAGAGCAUCGGCAGCUGCAGUCUGGACGUCGAUCAGUCCGCGUCCGACCGAUCAGAGAACACCAUAGACACUAUAUCGAAGAAAACGUUGCACAGUCUGAAUUUAUCUUGCAACGGUGACUCGGCGUCUCAGGCGGAGAAGUUGGCAAACGGUAGCAGUGAAACGCUGCAAAAGUCCAAUUUAACUCCAGAUGAGAAAUUAAAUGUCAGCAAUGGUCAUCGAAACAGUCCAGAGCCAGAGCAGCUGACAGUGAAGAAACCGAGUUACUUAGGUCUGGCUUGUAGCAUCAGUGGCUAUUCGGGGAUCAACAGAUACGACAGCAAGCUCAGGGAAGGAUUUCGAUCGAGGGACAGCAGCCCUGGGACCAGGUUGAUCAAUAGAGACACCAGCCCGGCAGGUUUCAGAUCAAACGAAAAUCUCAACGUGCCAGCGCACCCUUAUACACCUAAGAGCCAGUCAAUUUCACCCCUAGCGAUGGAUAGACAAAACGGUUUUUCCAACGGUCUGAAGGAGGAGUGUAAAGUGGAGACUUACAGGGAAGCCAGAAGUUCCAUAGGAAUCUAUCAGGGCUACUCCGAGGUUGACAAAGGAGUGUUGCACACUACGUUCCCUGAUAUCAGUCCAGUUCAAGCUUCUACACCUACGAAACGUAGCCCUGGAGUAUCGCAGAUGAUGUCUUGUAGUCAACAGAAUAAACAUUUCUCAGUGUCGUCUCCAAAGCAACCUACUGUUAACCUUUCGAAUGCUUCGUUUGGCGAUACGAGUAUAAUAAACGGGGCCACAGAGGAGGUGGAAAAUCAGGUGGUAAACAGCACCACGAGCAGCGAAAAAUCUUUCAUUCAGCAACGAGUAGAACGGCUCUACGGUCCUGGAGCUCUAGCACAGGGUUUUUUCUUCAAACGUAGCACCAGCAGACUGAGCACUAGCGACAGCAGCUUUAAUAAGUCUAGUAACAACAACGACGUAUCGGCUGACAAUGCGAAUACCGAGGAGUCUUUGAAAAAUUUGCCAGUGUUAAGACACCUGAGACCAGAGUUCCGAGCUCAACUUCCUGUGGUUAGCCCUAGAAGACCUACCGAUGGUUCGGAACAAAUUCUCAAGCCUUUGCAAAGGGUAACGCCAGUGUCACGUAAGGUCGAGCAGAAACCAAAAAUACCAGCAGCUACGAAUUUAGACGUAAAUCUAGCGGACAGUGGAGCACAAAAGCUGAAUUCUAGCGUGACCAGCAUCCCAGAUCAGCAGCCAGCUGCUCCAAAAGUAGUUCUACCUGUCUUAGAACCGAGCGCCAGCUCGACAAACGUGGCGAAACAGGUUGAGGAGGCGGAGAAAACGGUCGAAGAGAAAAAUGGGCAUUACUUCAUGAAGCUGCUGAAACAGGAGACGGACAGGCUGCUCUCGUUAGCCGCGUCAGCAGAAGCGGAAUUGGCCAGUGACGAUACUGUUGCACUUCCGGAAGAAGCAGCCGGAAAACUGCGGUCAGCUGCAGGCAAAGCUAAAUUGCUCACUUCGCAGAAGAUGCAACAGUUUGAGGGGCUGUGCCAGAAAAAUAUUAAUCAAGUGCCUGGCGAAGAGUUCCCAACAACGAACGAGGAUUUGGCGGGCUUCUGGGACAUGGUGAUGCUGCAGGUGGUUCAAGUAAACGAGCUAUUCGAUCAGAUAGAAAAGUUACGCAAUUCUCAGUGGCAAGAGACUGUACCAGAGAAAAAGACAGUUGCUUCAGCUCCGCAGAAUGGCACCACUGCCAAACGUCGCGUCACGCCAAUUCACAAACCAAAAUCCACAGCUAACAGCGAAGCAAACAAGAAGGCAAGAGAAGCAAGAGAACAAGCUCGAAGGCAACUGAUCGAAGAGAGAAGACGAGCGAUGCGCUCGAAAGCGCAAAAUUCCGAGAAUACCGUGAAGAUCUUCGCCCCCGAUACGUAACGAUAAAAAGAGGGGCGGAUCUAUUCAGCAAUUCGUAGCAGCGUUUCCGGCGACGCUUAAUGCCUCGAGCCCAAAUCAAACUGCGGUAUUUUGUAUGCAUUUUCUUAAACAACUCGAAUCUCGAGCAGACUGACGAUUAAUUCUGAAAGCUUCUUAAUUGACGAUUAAUACGAUGCUCGUUGUUGCGUCUGGAUCCACUUAAUAAAUAGAUUAAUGACAAUUAAACAUCAGAUUGCUCGGUAUGGAGUUGACUAUAAACAAUAAUUAUCGAUAUGCUUCGAACUACAAUCAAACUCGCUUUAUGUCGUUAAUAGAGUUGAGCGUUGUGGGACAGCAUACGAGCAAUAAGAGCGAUUCAUGUAAUUGAUAAAUAUUUAGUGCGAUCGGUUUUUUUAAGGAUUGACUUUUAGUAAAUAUAAAAAGAGCCGGAUCGAUCGGGAGAUUAAGUUUUUAACGUUUUAAAUGUACGAUAUUUUAUUACGAUGUUUCCUCGUCUCACGCUCUUAAAUGUUUCUCUUCGAUUUUGUACACGCUGUGAUGUUUCGUGCUAAUCUUGUUACGUUUUAUAACAAUUUACGCUGUCGUUCGAUUUCUACGUAUUUAAUGUUCACUUUACGAACGGAAUAGCACAGUAACAGUUGAGCAUCUUCGGCUCUUUGUUUCUAUUUCAUGUUUCUUUUUGUAAGAUACUAUGUCAAAGAAUAUGUUACUCGAUGAGAAAAAAAAGCAAAUCAGAAUAAGUGAUUGGGGAGAAAAUGAAUUGUAAAAAAUCAUUUCUCAAUUUUCAUAGUAGAAAGGAAGGGAUAAAGACUACCCUUUGCCCAUUGAAUCUUUUUUGCAAGAAAGCUGAAAAGUAGUUACUCGAGUAAAGCGGCCAGAUCAUAUUUCUAUAUGGUAUUUCUAGCGAUCAUGAGUAACUUAUAUUUAUACGAAUAGCAUGAACGAUCGACGAUCGCUGAUAAACGUUAAUGAUCAGCAAGAUGAAGGUAGAGAAGUUUAUAACUAAUCGUGGAAGUUAGUCAAAACUUAGGAACUUAAUAAACCUGGUUUAAGGACUGCAAGACAAGAGAUAUACUCGAGAAAUAUUGGUUGCCUUGAGCCAGGUAUAAUUUUUAUCUUGUAGUUCAUGUAUAUAAUAUUAACGAUCGUUCGAAAAAAGCGAACAAUCAACCGUGCUCGCCUAAGAAUUUCUGCUUGCAAAACGAUCGGGAUCGGGAUAGAUCGCGAGUUGCAGGUUAAACCAGAAAAAGAUUCCUAUUAUUUUUACUAUCUAUACUGUUUCUGUAACUCUCGUAACAAUUAAUUGAUAUUAUUAUUUUAAACUCGAUCGUUAGUUUGAUCGCAUUAAUACCUCUCACGAGGAAAUCGGUUUCGGAAAAAAUAUCGUAGUUGUGAAUAGAUCUUGCGAAUUACCUGACAGACAAAAGGUGAAAGAUUCUUCAGAAGAGUCCCUGCGCAAACAUCGUAUGGACCCACGUUUGUCUAAACUGACAUUCCCGUAGAGACGGUCUCGAAACACCCGAUAGUUUAAUUCCCAUGUUAAUUUUAAGGUGUAUCUGGUAGAUAAACUGACGUUAGCAGAUAUAAUUUAGAGCUGGCCCAACCAAAAAACACGCGCUAUCUAAUUAAAUACUCGGUAUGAUGAAUGUGUCGCGAUUUUCACGAUGGUAUUGACUAAUGUGCUGACAAAUUUAUAAUUCCAUGCGCGUUAAAAUUGCAAAGAAAACAAAAUAAAGAAUAAAGCGAAAAGAUGGAAAGGAAAUUUCUCGAAGCAUCGUUCUGCUUACUAAUAUGCAGUAACGCGUAUCAAUCUGCGUUAUUUAUUGACUGUUGAUUCCCUUGGUGCCUUGAUUAUUUAUACGUGUGUACAUAAAAUCGACUGACAACCGACGAUUCGACGCGAUAUCACGUGCGAUCGCUUUUGAUCGCACGUGCCACAGACCCAUCGAAAGACAACAAGCGAGUCGAUAAAUGAGAAUGAAAUGAAAACACGUUGGAAGCUUCUUUUUUUUAAUUAGUUGGUGGGUUCAUUGAUCAGUUUUCUUGCACAAUAUUCACGAUCAUGGAUAGAGAGACAAAUAAGGAAUCAGGAUCAUAUAAUUUUGUUCUCAUUUAUCCGUUCUGCCUAAAGACGAAAACAAAUUUUGGUAACGAUUUAUUUUAGAUUUCUAGCGAAUCCAUCAGAAUUUUCUAUAAAACGUCAUCCUGAGUGAGAAACGAUUAAUUUUUUUAAUGUAUCAACCGUGUGCCGCCAGCGACUGUAAAUAAGCGUGAGAGAAUAUUGCGUGGCUGAAACAGCGAGCGAUUACAAGCAAAUUAAUCGUGUAAUUUUCAGAAACCGUUGUAUACCGAUAUGAACAUUGGCCAGCACGACAGAAUUCACGCGUAUUGCAACUCGUUUUUCGUACUCUGUUAGUUCUCUUCGUUCUUAGUUGCAUCCUCGAUAUACUGUGUAUAGUCCUUGUUUAGGGGCUCACCUUAAUCCACACGUAGUAAUUUAUAUUCAGAACAGUUCCCCGUUGCUUUUAUAGGGACCCAUAUGCCACAUAGCUUUUCAAGAGAUCGAUCCAAAGCGUAUAUAAGGAUAAUCGUCGUGACAACCACAAUCAUCACGUUUCUCAAAAUGUAUUGUCUCUAUUUUUUAAUUCGCCGAAAAUUUCACUAGAAUUUGGAAUUACGUCGUUCUUGAGAGAAAAAUGUCCUGUGUUUUUAUCUCAUGAGAAAUCGAAACUGAUUUUCGGAAACGACAGGAAGCGCAAAUUUUUUACUUAUCGAUGGGAAAAGAUUCGAUGUCUGUUAAACGCGUCGAUCAUCGAACGUUCCCUUUCUCUUUUUUACGCGAAUAAACAAUUACGAUUAUUUAUUUAUUAGAUACUAGUAAGCUGUCCAUACACCUGUUCUCAAUGAAUUAAUAAAAAAUGAUAGAAAAA